Phanerochaete carnosa HHB-10118-sp is the source of this 1257-nucleotide messenger RNA. RefSeq lists its product as uncharacterized. The coding region runs from base 1 to 1257 and encodes 418 amino acids. NCBI's taxonomy places the organism in Eukaryota, Fungi, Basidiomycota, Agaricomycetes, Polyporales, Phanerochaetaceae. The transcript has 8 exons. Gene Ontology annotation, biological process: protein localization to cell surface; attachment of GPI anchor to protein. Gene Ontology annotation, cellular component: membrane; GPI-anchor transamidase complex. The record is from RefSeq and is a predicted model, not a curated record.
AUGGACUUCGAUGUCGUAUUCCCUUCACUUGUCGCUGGAAGACUCUUACUUGCCUACACGAACCUUCCUGGCGCCCUCCGACACGACCAUCAACUCUCUACUCCUCUCACGUCCUACCCGCGCUUACAGGAAGGCCUAUACCUCUUUCACAAUGGCGUAGAUCCGUAUUCCGGUGGACUUUUCAGACACUCACCAUUGCUUCUAUCUCUUUUCAGUACAGUGCUACCUCUGAACCGCUAUACCUCUCCCCUUCUGUGGACAAUUUCAGACGCAGUAGCUGCGUGGGCACUCGUGCAGAUAUGGCGAGCGCGUCAGCAGUUGAAAUCUAAGAGUUCGCGGGACAGCUUGAUUGCCGCAGUAUAUCUACUGAACCCAUACGUCCUCCUCUCUUCCCUCGCGCUGUCGACAGCAUCGUUUGAGAACGCCCUCCUGCUCCUCAGCGUUAUGUUCGCAUGUCGAGGUCAAGCGUCGCCGACUCUGCUCACGCUCGCCGUCACCACACAUCUGUCGCUCACCAGCGCACUUUACCUGCCCCCACUUAUGCUCUUGCUCUUUACGUCACCCGUCUCUUUCCUCGCCUCACCGCGACCGUAUCCGUUCGCUCUACAGGACAUCCUGAAGAAAAUUGCGCCAUUUGUAGCAGAGUAUGCUGUCUAUAUGGCAGUGUUGACUGGAGCAGCCACUCUAGUAUCUGGAGGAUGGGGAUGGAUGGGCAAGACAUGGGGUGCAGUAAUGACACUUCCCGAUCUCACGCCCAACGUCGGCCUCUGGUGGUACUUCUUCACUGAAAUGUUCGACCAUUUCCGGCCGUUUUUCCUUAUGGUCUUUUCGAUUCACCUCGCGAUCUACCCUCUCCCGCUAUCUAUCAAAUUCCAACACGACCUGCUCUACGCGGCGUACGUUCUCACAGGCCUGCUCGCGACCUUCAAGCCGUACCCGUCCCUUGCGGACGCAGGGCUGUUCGUGAGCAUGACGGCGCUCUUCCCCGAGACCUAUGCACAUAUGCGCACGCCGUUCCCGGCGCUGCUCGUGCACCUGCACUGCUCGCUCCUGCUGCCGCUAUUCCACCACCUCUGGCUCGGCUCGGGCACGGGCAACGCCAACUUCUUCUACGCGAGCACGCUCGUAUGGGGUGUCGGUAUGGGACUUGGCGUCGCGGAUGCGGUGUGGUCCGGUCUCGUCGCUGGCGUCAAGGGUGGCGCAAAGAAGGGCGGUGGGGACCUGGCGUGGGAGGAGUGGGAGAUCACGCAAGAGUGA